GAAAAUCUAAGGAUGAGGAACUGACUACUAUUGAAGGCAUUUCAUUUUUUGUGCUCCUCAAAAGGUAGCUUAUAAAUACACAUGCUAUGGCGCAAGUUACUUAUAAUUCAGGAGCUCGGGUCUAUCCAGGAGCUCAUUCUAUUCCUGAAGGAGAUCUACAUCCGGAAGCAAGUGCAAAUCUCGAACAUGAUACUAAUUUAGAAGCUCCAACAAAUCUAGAAGCUCUCAAGAAUGAGCUGCUUACUGAGUCUAAGAGCUACUGUUAUCCAUCCAAUAAGAAAGAGAUACGCCAACGCUACAAGAACACUGCCUACGAGCUAUACAAGCAACUGAAAUACCUGGAGUUCCGGCCAAAUUUCCUGAGCUUUGGGAGUCGGCGGUCGUCAACAAUUAGCAACUAUGGUAAUACUCCUAUUGUGAUGCGACGCUCCGUGAGCAGCAACGGCGAGCUCUCAGGUGUUCAGGCAUAUCAUUUCGGGAGCCUGAGAGGCGUCCCUGCUUCGAUGACCGAACAGGAGGGCAAGUACGGCACUCAGUUUGGCAGUUUAAGAGGUUUGCCUACCACUAAGCGACUCAGUAGAUUUGACGAGGUUGAGGAAGAAACAGCACUCUUAGGCCAACGCGUCACUGACAGUCACGAUGAACUCAAAACGGGGGAGUUAUCUGGUCUACUUGAUAACAAAAGCGAGCGUAGCUGGGAUGCUGCCUCGGUUGACAAUGGCAUGAGUUCAAUACACGGUAAAAAGGCUCAUAAGAGUAAACUUUUCAGGAAGCACAAAGAUCAAUCAGGCAUAUAUAAAGAUAAGUGGAGAGAGAGCAGUGAGGCGUUGAAGGGAGACCUGAGCACCAAAAGUAGUCCUCUACACGAGGUGCAUCACGAUAUCCAAAAGUCGAGCGAAAGUUUAACUUCAGUGAAAAGGAAGAAACUUUGGUGGUUUAGAAGAAAGAAAUCUAAAAUGCCUUAUCCUCUUGAAGAGCAUGCCAUUGACCUCGCGAAGGGAAACGGAGCCAAGUUGCCACAUGUUGAAGAGCGAACAAGUAUGAACGAAAAAGCUGUCAGCGACAAUAACUUGAAAAUUCAACCGACUGAAGACAUUCGAAGUGUUCAUGAAGAAUUAAGGAAGAGUCAGAUUUUGCUGAAAGGAUAUUCUCAACGCAAUGUCGCAGGUUUAAAUUUGAGCAAACGUCUCUCGGGUGCCAAUCAGUCUGUUACAUCUCGCAGCAGCUUAACAGGGUCAGAUUUGAUGAUGAGUGAUAGCAGCAAGAGCUUCAUGCAGUACGACUUACCUCGCACCAAAGAGCAUCACCGUGUAUCGCCUAUUGGCAAAAACAGCGUCUCCGAUAUGAUACGGGAAGGACAAUCAUACGAAGAACAAUUCGAAACGAGUUUAGGAGGAGAUUAUCGAACAACGACCACGUUGCUGUCAGAACGCAAUUCUUCUUCUGAUCGUUAUGACAAUACCUCAGUGUUGGCACCAAUAGCCGUUGGCGAAGAGUGGUUGCCGAACGUGUCUAAUGACCUGAAUCCAGUUGAGCAUGAUUUCGACGCAGAAAAAUUUAACAGUAAUGCUAAGCACACUGACUCGGCACUACAAGAACUAGAAUCUCUAGACCGAAUGUUGGGAGAGCUUCAAGAGGCUCAGGCUAACGAGAGUGUGGUUCAAUACCACAAUAGUGAGAGUUCAGAUGUAGAAUUGAGACAUAACAUGGAGCCUCUAUCACCCGACAGUCGUCCGAUCCGGCCUCUCCAUGUUUCAUCUCCAAUCAAGUCCACAGCGUCGCCUCCUCUCAUCCGUUCCAACGUUGUCAAAGCGGCAUCUCUGCUUGGCCAGGAGCCUUAUCCUCACUCUUUGAUGGACCGGCCUAUCACCUCGAGACUUGCCAAACGACUCUCCUCGGAAAUGGAAGCAAAGGACGCUGCUGCUGACAAGAGUGACUCUGGUAAGAAAUCGAACAUUGCUUACACUCUUACUUUCGAUAAAGAGCUACUGUGCGUUAAUCUAAGAACGAAAUCAGCCACUGGCGGUCCCAGCGAUCCGAUCGCUGUUUCUGCUGAUCCUUCUGCUAUACCUGAGGUGCCUAUCGUUUCGGAUAGAAACCUUCCAUUUGAUAUUGAUAACGAACAGGUGGUCACAUUUGAAAGACAACAUUCGGGAGGAGACGACCGAGAAACAUCUCCGGGGUACAGACUUGCUUACCAAAAGGGUGGCAAAAGAAGCCCCACGCCCCCUCGCAGAAGUCUGCGGAAGAACCCUAAAGUGAUGAGAGAAAAGGACCGUUUAACAACUCCAGGUAUUAGUGUUGGGACUGAGGUAAAAAAUUGCCAAGAACUGCCAUUAGCGGUUCAUCAAGUCGAAAAUUUGUCUACGCCAAAUACGAAUAUAGAGUCGGAAAAGAGAGAGUCGAUAGACAACACAAAGGUCAGUGUCACUCGAGUACUUAGUGAGGAUCCUCAAGAUGAUCCAGUUCUCAGAAUUGAUGUGAGGUCUGCAUAUGUUCAAGAAGCGGAAAAGAAUCCUGAGAAUGAUUUUCCCGUCAGUGUUGAACGAAUUUCUCAGCACAUCGAAGUGAUUGAGUUUAAUAGUGAGCAAAAACCCAUCAGUGAUACCGACUUGGCCGAUACAGAAAAAGUUCAAGUUUGUUUGGAGAUGUUAAAUGAUCUUCCCGAGACAGUCAUUUCGAACGCUCAGGAUUCUGCUGCUCAAAGUAAUGAAGAGCUUAUUGAUAUUGAAGAAAAACCUAUUCCUAAACUGCAACGUCGGAAUACGUUUACUCUUUCGUGUAGCUCGGCGAAGGCAGCAAAUGGUGAGGGACCUACCAACGGAGUUGAAGAAACAAAUGUUAAUCACAGUCAACAAUUUAACGGCAGUAAAGAGUCCUCAGAGACAUUGCGCCGCACCAACGGUGAUUUGUCGGCCAUACCUUUGCCUAAAUCCCCGACUGUGCCGGAGAGCCCAAUGUCCUCAAGUACGAGCUCCCUAAAAUCUCCCAGCCAUGUUGCGGCUGGUAGUCCCAACUUGGGAGGAGCCACUAAAACACGUAUACCUGUGCGACGAGGUGCUACUCCCGAGUCAGCUUCCAAACCGAGAACCACGAGCAAAAUUCCGAUGAUGACGUCCGGAACUCCAGAGCGUUCGUCACUGCGGGGUAAAAUCGGUAAUCGAGUUGGCGUUACAAACAUACCGUCCGUAGGCAUUCCUCCUCGCAUUCCACCUCGCAAACCCAGCAUCACUGACGGGUCUUCUGCCGCUGCCAAAAUUGGUGCCGCCACGUCACCAAUGACGGACAACUUCUUGAAGACAGACGACAAUACCAUUGUUGUGAAGAGAGAGACAUUCAUCCAGAUAACACCUGAAGCCUCGUCUGUUAUCUGUGCUCUUAUGUGAUGCUUGUGGCCACUAAGCGCUGUCGAACGCAGUGUAUUGGAAACUCAUCCGAAACAUAGAAUGAAGAUUGACGUAUGCUUCGUGUGAAGCAAUCCAGGUAUUUUUUGAACAGUGAUCGGUGCCGAAGAAUCGAGUGUAAACGAGUGAUAUUAUUCGGAUGGCAGUGCUGUGUAUAUGUUAGCGUUUCUACUUCGGAUGCCUUAUUGCGUAGAUAUUCUUGUCUAAUUCCUUGGUCAUCCUUGCGCUCCACUCACCUCGGCGUGGAAAUUUUUGGAUGACGUUCCAUUAAAGCAGCUACCCUAAGCAGAGCAAUUCAUGGCUAGUAAAAUUUUGAGUUAUGAAUUAAAAUCCAGUAUUAGUCAAGGUUCAUAUGUCUUGUAGUAAUAUUACUGAAAUGUCGUACAUGUAUCCUUCUUAUGGAGUUUAAAAAUCGUUUAAAUAUAGCUAUCAGGUGGCGUCCAUAACGCCAUUUGUAUCGAAGCACCAACUCUAGCGCGUGUUAACACACGCGCCAUGAAUCUCCUACAGCUAGCGCGGUUCCCGGCUCCCGCACAAUGUAAACAAAACUUCUAGUGCCACAUCCGAGUUCCAGCAAAAUACCCUGUUGCUUUGUGCAUUUUUUGGCUAAAUUAAACUUUGCCUUGUAAUUAUAAUCACGGUGAAUUUUCAUUUUAAAAUGUUUUCAUUGUUUUACUUUUUGGAAAGUAAUAGUAAAUAUUAUCUCAUCGUUUUACACAAUUUAUCAAAUGUUCAUUGCUAUAUUAUUCUGUUCGCAAUAAGAUGUAUCUUCCUGCUCAUGGUUUCGCCGCAUUUCCCUCCAGCGAUACACUUAAUAUCGUUUAAUCUAAGUUUUCGUUUUCUUGCCUGUCUUCUGCAUUCUUGCUGAACGGUAAAUAAUCUUAUACUUUCAACACUUACUGGCCCUUGAAUGCAGCAGCAGUAGAUCAAAUAAUCAGUAUUGUGCCUCGCAAGAUCAUAAGGACUUCUGCUGCAUGGAAAGUUAGCGGUAUUGAUGUGUCUUACUAGAAUAAUUGUGCCGCGGUAUUGGAUUCCCGUGCCGUUAGUGUACGUAAUUAGUGCGAGUCUUGGUGUCGUCGUCUGUGCUGUUGACGCAUCAAAUCUUUGAUGUCUUCAUUAAUUUCAAAUUUCAUCAGUAAUUUUGUUCUAUUAUAUUUUAGCUUUUAGGACGACCUACUAUACUUUUAGCGGGAAUAUUUUUUGUUUGCUCUAGUUACUGUAGUUGAGAACGGCGUAUAGGUGAACUAUAUUAUAGGUACUUUCAUUUACUGUGCUUCGCGUGCCAAUGCUUACGAUGAAUGUUUUUCAUAUAGCGUUACGAUAUGAAGAAUCUCGCAAGUAUCUCUCUUUGCUUUUGAAUUUUUUCAUCUUCUCGUACUUCGAUUUUCAAAAUUUGUCAACACUGCAAAUAGCAGCAAGCAGCUGAUACUUAUGCUGAUAGUUUUCUUGCAAUACUUGUACUGCUCUACUUAGCACCCCUCGUCUCUGCGGUCUGCUUCUGACUGUGUCGAACUGUAGACUGGCUUUUAUCAGUACAAGUAUUGCAAGCUUCGAUAACUGCGGCUGUUUCACUUCUGAUGCCGAGUAAUUAUUCUUAUUCACAAUUAUCUACUUACGCUACGACGAGUGUCAGGGAUGAAAAACUAUCAUUAUUACUGUCGGUAGACAAUCAGAUGGGAUUCCUUUCUCUGUCAUCAAGUCGGCUAGUGUUUACACCAGCGCCCGCUCAGUCCUCACAUGCGUAUGGGUCGAUGUUUGCAGCAGCCUUUAUGGCACGAUUAUCACCGCUGCAACUUGAACAGUCCCACAAAUGUUAGUGCAGCAUUUGGCGAGCUCAUACGGUAUCGAAUGUUCUGGUGUUGGCGCAAGUCGUUCACUGUUAUCGUCAUGGCUUUCUAACAACUUCUCGUCGGUCCAUACGAGCUGCAUUUAAAGGAAGGCAGCUAAAAAAAGUUAGAACGUCGCCACAUCCUUUAUCAAUGAAUUACAUCCGAUUGUUCAUACGAAUGAUGUGCUUGAAAUCUCUUACGGCUCGAUUAUUCCAUGGGUUUGUCACGAGCUUUCUAUAGCAGAACCCGCCACGUUUAAACCAAAGAGUGUGGGAACGAUCUGUGCUCGUUCACAUGCGUCUCUAUUAGCUAUUCAAUAUAGAACUGUACGAUUCUUAGUAUCUCCGCGUUUUAUUUAGAUAGAUCUAUGUUCUUUAUUUUGAGAGGCUUGCAGGAAUAUCUUUAGUCUAAUUUUCAGCCUAAAUGUAUUUUAGUUUGUGUGUGAGUUCGUAUAAGAGGAGCUUUCCUGAAUUUCCAGCGAUGCACGCGCUUUCGCAUUUUUUAUCGAUGUCUUUCCUUAAUUACUUUAUAGUUGUUGUAGCAUUAUUAUCUAUCUAGGAAACCUUCGUUUUAAUUUCCUCUGGCAAUUUUUAUCUUUAUAUUAGUUCUAUGUGUCUAACUUUAUAUUCUCGGUGCUAUUUACAUGUUCCUGUUUGAAAUUAAGUGGAAGCUCUGAUGUUUUGCCCUUCGUUGCGAAAAAAGCUUUCGCAUUGAAGGGGAAAAAUCGACUUUUCGAGCGGAUCGUGAUUUGAAACCUCGGCCACUGUGUGAAGUAGACCUAAUAAGGUCGGUGAGUCUGUGUUGUUAAAUUUACCCCAAUUUCAAUGAUAUUCAAUUCUUCGUACCUCGUAAAUUACGUGUUUUGGACCUCCAUCUAAUUAUACAUGUUCUAAUUCUUUGGCUCUAUUGGUGUAGAUAACGCUAUAUUCGACUUGAAAAUUUAAAUUUGGUGCUGAAUUUUUUUAUUCAUUGAAUUUUAUUAAUUGCGUCUGUUCAUCCCGAAUUUCUCGUAAAGAUUUUUUGAACUGUUAAUUCCACGUAAAAAUGUUCAGCUUUAUUCCGAGCUUCUUGCCCUCUGCCUUCUUUUGUAAUCCUGGGAACGACUGGAGGCGUAAGGCAUACACUUCAAUUGUUUGUCCCUCUUUUACGACUACUAAAGCGAGGCCUCGAGGAGCUGCAGGCCUCUUCUCUCUUUCCUCUCUCUCCAUUUUCUUCUUUCUCUUUCUCUCU
Hyalella azteca is the source of this 6463-nucleotide messenger RNA. RefSeq lists its product as uncharacterized. The record is from RefSeq and is a predicted model, not a curated record. Lineage: Eukaryota; Metazoa; Arthropoda; Malacostraca; Amphipoda; Hyalellidae. The transcript is spliced from 2 exons. The coding region runs from base 87 to 3386 and encodes 1099 amino acids.